Messenger RNA from Dermacentor silvarum, 835 nucleotides. RefSeq lists its product as uncharacterized. Bases 11 to 835 code for a protein of 274 amino acids. Gene Ontology annotation, molecular function: nucleic acid binding; zinc ion binding. Lineage: Eukaryota; Metazoa; Arthropoda; Arachnida; Ixodida; Ixodidae. The transcript has a single exon. The record is from RefSeq and is a predicted model, not a curated record.
UCACCGCUGCAUGGUCAUCGACCCACGCGAUCAAGGUGUCCGACUGAAGCUUUACUGGCUGCUUCAUGGCGUACCGGACGAUGACGUGCGAGUGGCUUUGGCGCCGUUUGGAAAAGUUACGGAAAUCAGCAGAGACAAGUGGAAGGUCAAGGGAUGCAUCGACAAAGGAUCAACAACCCGCUCGGUGACGCUGAAAUUAAAGGUGGGCGUUACAGUGGAUGACCUUCCUCACCAGCUGCGUGUUGCCGAAGACAUGGCGCUCGUCUUCGUUCCUGGCAGAGCGCCGCUCUGCCUCCGAUGCCGUGGCACCGGACACAUCCGACGAGAGUGCCGCGUUCCACGAUGUGGGAUCUGUCGGCGCUUCGGCCACGAUGACUCCCAGUGCGUGCGUUCUUAUGCCAGCGUUACAGGCCCACUCCGUAGCGACGUUGUGUCAGAACACCUGAUGGACGCCGCAGACGCCGAAGAAGCUAGCAGGGAAUACAACGACGGCGCGAAGACUGCUGCAACGCCCCCUGAAGCUUCUUCAGGAGCUGUUCAGGAAGCGAAUGGUGGUGCCGAGCCCUCGGCUGCAGCAUCGGAAACGAUGCCAGAGACUACAACAGAUGACGCAGAAAUCGAAGGCCGCAAACACGUUAUUGUCAGUAGCGCAAGACGCCGACCAGGAGGUAACGGACGCCGAGAUGCUCACGACCGGAAGCGUCGCUGCAAAGCGGCCUUACGAAGACUCCGACAACAUAGGGAAAGCGAGUGCGUCCGGCACCGGCGAGCCUCCAACGAAGGCGUCGACUGGGCGGCGGUCUUCGGUUCAACCGAAGCCAAAGUUGCCGCCUGA